Messenger RNA from Kalmanozyma brasiliensis GHG001, 2052 nucleotides. Its product is annotated as Mitochondrial inner membrane protein Mitofilin. NCBI's taxonomy places the organism in Eukaryota, Fungi, Basidiomycota, Ustilaginomycetes, Ustilaginales. Gene Ontology annotation, biological process: cristae formation. The transcript has a single exon. Bases 1 to 2052 code for a protein of 683 amino acids. The record is from RefSeq and is a predicted model, not a curated record. Gene Ontology annotation, cellular component: MICOS complex.
AUGAUGAAUCGUGCCGCUGCUCUGCGCAGAGCCGCCGCGCUUACGCCUUCGUCUGCCGCCCGCUCCCGCACCGUCAACGGCGCUCGUUCGUACGCUACAGCCGCCGAUGGAACCUCCAGAUCCGGCCUGGGCCGCUUCUUUGCCAUCUCGACCGUCGGCGCUACCCUUUUCUAUGGCAUCUCGACCGUCGCUGCCCUCAACAAUGACCGAUACCACCACUUCUUCGUCGAGAGCAUUCCCGGAGGAGAGCGCAUCAUCGACUACCUCGACACGCACGAUGUCGGUCAGGAGAUCAAGAACAUCAACCUCGGCGGCUACGGCGACAAGGCGAUCGAUGUCACCAAGACUGCGUACGGCAGCGUGAGCGGUGCUGUCGAGCGUGUGCUCAACGGGGAUGCUGCGCCGGCUGGGAUUGACGCGCGUGAUGCGCGACUCCGCGUCGCAGAGGCGCGCGACACGGUCAAGGGCGAGGCGGACAAGUUGGCGCAGAAGCUCAAGUCUGGCGCGAGCAAGGUCGAGGACGAGGCCGAGUCGGCGCUCAAGACGGUGCAGGACAAGACAACGGAGCUGGUCAACCGCGCCAAGGCGGCUGCUGAGCGCGCCGAGGCCAAGGUGCGUGGGGAAGCGGCCGAGGUCAAGCAGGAUGGUCGCGGCGUGCUUCAGCGUGCGAUCGACAGCGUCCAGGUCCAGACGGAUAUCGGGGCCAACACCAAGGCUGCUCCGACCAAGAGCGCUUCCACCGGCACGGGUCCCAAGGAGCAGGUCAAGGAGACCUACACCGGCGAGCUGCCCGUCAACCACGAGCCUCCCGUCGGCUAUGCUGCUCCGCGUCUCGACCGUGGUCUCAAGGCGCCCGAGAAGCCUAACGCUCGCUUGCGUCCCGAUCCCGAGGCACCCAAGCUGCCUCUGCUCGCACCUUCGAUCAAGAGCCUCUCGGCUUCCGAGCCCAUGAUCGCCCAGCUCGCCGGCACCAUCGACGAACUCACCACGUUCCUCAAAGAGACGCCUUCCUCGGGCGCCGUCGCCAAGGGCGUCAUCGAAAACGCGCAGGUCGACCUCGAGCGUCUGAGCCAGCGUCUUGAAGCCAUCAAGCGCCAAGAAGCCAAGCGCGUCGAGGACAGCCUUGCCGCCCAAGCCAAGCGAUACGAGGCUCAGAUCUCCAAGCAGUCCGAAGAAGCCGCCAACAAGCUGACGAGCCGCGAGUCGGACUGGCAAAAGUCGUUCGAGGAGGAGCGCACCAAGCAGAUGUCCCAGUUCAAGGAGAAGCUCGAGAAGGAGCUGGCCACGCAGAGCGAGAUCAUCAACGAGCGGCUCAAGGAGGAGGUCAUCGCCCAGGGGAUCGAGCUGCAACGUCGAUGGAUGAAGGACAUCAAGACCAAGGUGGAGGAGGAGCGCGGAGGACGGCUCGCAAAGCUGGACGAGUUGGCGACCGAGUUGAAGAGUCUCGAGAAGGUGAGUUUGGACAACAGCAGCGUGCUGGACGAGAACGUGUCGGUGCAUACGCUGUGGACGGCGGUGCGGGCGGUGCAGCAUGCGCUGGACGAUGCGUCGGCGACCAAGGUGCCCUUUGCUGAGCAGCUCAGGGUGCUCAAGGGGACGUCCAAGGCGCGCGAGGAUCCGGUGCUCUCCGCCGCGAUCGAAGCGCUCGACGCCAGCGGCGCCGCCGACACGGGUGUCGAAAGCUUGACGACGCUCAAGCAGUGGUUCGACAACAAGGUCGGUCCGCGUCUGCGUCAGGUCUCGCUCGUGCCUUCGCCAGAAACCGCGGGCGUGCUCUCGCACCUCGCUAGCGCAGCCCUCUCGCCCAUCCUCUUUCACAAAAAGGGCCUCGUCCAGGGCGAAGACGUACCCUCCGUGCUCGCAAGGGCCGAGUACUACCUCGACCGCAAGGACCUCGAUUCGGCUACGAGGGAGCUGAACCAGUUGAAGGGCUGGCCAAAGCUGCUCGCGUCCGACUGGCUCGCCGCGUCGCGAAAGAGGUUGGAGGUGCAACAGGCGCUCGAGGUGGUGCAGACCGAGGCGAGCCUCGCUUCGUUGAUGGUUUCCGCUUGA